ACACUAUAGAAACAUUGUACAUAUUAGUUUGUAGUUUUUACCUUCCCAUGUGAACACAUGCUAACAUGCUAACACAUGCUAACAUGCUAACACAUGCUAACCUGCCCAAGUUAAUGACUAAUGAUUUAUCGAGCAGUUUAACCCUUUGUGUAGACAGGCUGAAUACCUCUUUUCAUCAGAGAUCUGGUCGGUGGUGAACAAUGAAAUAAAAACUUUCUUGAGUUAGGUAGGUGUACUUUAAAGUCUCACUGUUAAUAACUUAAUAAAUAAAAUGACCAUAAUUUUAUUGUGAAACGCAAAAACAAGCCUAACUCAUGCACAGAUUAGUACAAAUCAGAUUUUCCUUGGGAGGAGUAAAUCAGCUUUGGUCAGAAAUAUAUAAUGUUUAAUACGUUCAAAGAUACUGAAAUCUGUAGAAAACGCAAUAAGAUUGAUGUUGAUCAAAUUCAAGUAAUGAAAAUAUAUAUUUAUAUGUAUAACUGGCUAAAUGAUGCAUGUUUCUAACGGACAAAAUUUACUUUUUCUUCAAAAAUGUUUGCCUUUGUUCGUUUUGUGUCCAGUUCAGAUUAAAACCAGAAAGACUGCAAGUAAAGCAGAAACUGAGUGGAUGACUGUCGCCCUCUGCUGGUUGGAGACAGAACUGUUCGGGAAUCUGGUUUUAUCUCGAAGAAGAAGAACAAUCCUCUUUAAAGAGGGAAAAUGAGACUUUAAGGAAUUUAAAUAGAAACUUCUUUGGUGACUUUUUUCUUCUUCUCUGUUUUCUUGAUUCAUUUGACUAAGAAAAGUGCAGUUUUCUUUUUAACUGCUUUGUUAAAUCAUCUUCAGUCCAUUGUCCUUAAACCAUUUGAUCUUUCCAGAGUUUUUUAGUUUCUAAUUUCCGGGCUGCCUUUUUUUCUUUCUUGAUAAUUUUCUGUUUAGGCAUUAAAACUUAAUUUCUUGUAAUUUUACAUCUCUGUUCUGUGAAUAUUGGGACUUUAUUCUUGUAUUAUUUUGACUGCAUUCUCAAAAUAUCUUCUUAUUUUGGCUCAAAUACUCCGUUGUAUAAAUAUAUACAAUAUUUAUACAUUUAAAUUUCCAUGUCCCCUUUUACUCCUCCCGGGUUGCGCCCCUGUCGGUGGGGAUCAACGUCAUCCCGUCGUUUUUUCUAGUCACCCUAGUAACAACAAACGCUACUGCUGGACCUCAUCAACCAAUCAUAUUACACGUAGCGUCUGACGUCACUUGCCGUCAGCGCGUAGGGUUGGGUUAGUCCACCAUCUUGGCUCAGGCUAGCUGACUCCUAGCUGAGAGUAUGAGGAGAAUCCGACAGAACCAAAUUCCAGCCGAACCGACCGAACCAGGACUGCCUCACCAAGCGGACCGGAGCUAGAGGCCGGCGGCUCGAGCCGGACCUCCUCUCUCCCCGAAAUAAAGUCCCAGCACCGGGAAGUGUCGGGCUGCUAACUCCCCGGCUAACUUCGGCGUUAAAGAGGAACUGUUGCUCCGGUUCCGUUUGGAUCCAUGACAGUUAUAAACUUCCGGAAAAGGAUCCGAGCCGAGCCGGGACAGGUAACCCAGGGCAGGGACAGGUGAUGCCGCGAGGGAGUUCGUUGAGAUAGAACCGAGCCGAAGCCGGAGCAGCGCGUCACUUUCCGACCCGCUAAGUUUGAGACAGGUGUUCCGGAGCGGAGCGGAGCGGCGGCGGCUUCAUGACCGGACCUCCGUUACGCUGACCUGGGUAUCAUGUCCACCAGGACCCCCCUGCCCACCGUCAACGAGCGGGACACCGAGCAGCAUGCACCUGGGGAAGACGGGCGCGGUGAGGCGCUGCCCCGCCCCGUCCGCUCCGCCCGCUGUAAGAACGCCGCCGCCGCCGUCACCGCGGACGACGCGCCGCACGUGGGCAACUACCGGCUGCUGAAGACCAUCGGGAAGGGGAACUUCGCCAAAGUGAAGCUGGCCCGGCACAUCCCGACGGGCCGGGAGGUGGCCAUCAAGAUCAUCGACAAGACCCAGCUGAACCCAACCAGCCUGCAGAAGCUGCUCAGAGAGGUUCGCAUCAUGAAGAUCCUGAACCACCCCAACAUCGUGAAGCUGUUUGAGGUGAUAGAGACGGAGAAGACGCUCUACCUGGUGAUGGAGUACGCCAGCGGAGGUCUUCUGGGCGUGAUCCUCUACACGCUGGUCAGCGGGUCGCUGCCGUUUGACGGACAGAACCUGAAGGUGGGUCUCCGUCCGGUCCGGAACCGCCUCCAGGUGUUUCUGGACCCCGGACCCGUUUGGACCAUGUGUUUGGUUCUGCAGGAGCUGAGAGAGCGAGUUCUGCGGGGGAAGUACCGGAUCCCCUUCUACAUGUCGACGGACUGCGAGAACCUGCUGAAGCGCUUCCUGGUUCUGAACCCGGGCAAGAGAGGAACGCUGGAGCAAAUCAUGAAGGAUCGCUGGAUCAACGGCGGCGACGAAGACGAGCUGCUGCCGUACGUGGAGCCGGAGCUGGACAUCAGGGACCAGAGCCGGAUCGACCUCGUGGUCCAGAUGGGUUACUCCAGAGAGAAGAUCAACGAUUCGCUCUCCAAGAUGAAGUACGAUGACAUCACAGCCACCUACCUGCUGCUGGGACGCAAGGCCGCAGAGAUGGAUGUGGGCGGAGCCUCCUCCUCCCUGCUGAAGCCUCAUUCGUCCAGCAGCCAUUCCCCCGCCCACCUGCUGAGUCAGCGCUCCUCCUCCAAACAGAGGAGGUUCAGCGACCAAGCUGCUGCCAGGAAGGCGGAGGCGGAGCCAAAGCUGGACGCCAACAGGAAGCCGGGUCCCGGAGAGGCGGGCAGCCCGUUGCUAGGCAACGCCAACAACCCCAACGUAGGCGACAUCCCAGAUCGCCGGAAAGCGACAGCAGCGACCGCCGCGUCCAGCAUGACGAGGAGGAACACGUACGUCUGCAGCGCCACCGACAAGUCGUCCGCCUCCGCCGUCCACAACGGCAAGGAGAACAGCUCCUCCGGCUCGCCUGCCAAGCGCUCGGUGGGCGGGGCCUCCACCCACAGCGUGAGCAGCGGGGCCACGCCCCCCGACCGGCUGCGUUUCCCCCGCGGCACGGCGAGCCGCAGCACCUUCCACGGCGGCCAGCUGAGGGAGCGCCGCACCGCCACCUACAACGGCCCGCCCGCCUCGCCCAGCCUGUCGCACGACGCCACGCCGCUGGCCCAGGCCCGCAGCCGCGCCUCGUCCAACCUGUUCUCCAAACUCACCUCCAAGCUCACCAGGAGGACGUUAACGUCUUCUUCUUCUCYUCCUCCCUCCAGCCGCGCCGUCACGUCCGACCAGAGGGAGGAGCCGCCGUCCCCCGCCGCGCCGCACUCCAAGGACGCCAAGCCGCGCUCGCUGAGGUUCACCUGGAGCAUGAAGACCACGUCGUCCAUGGAGCCGGCGGACAUGAUGCGCGAGAUCAGGAAGGUCCUGGACGCCAACAACUGCGACUACGAGCAGCGCGAGGCCUUCCUGCUGCUCUGCGUCCACGGCGACGGGCACGCCGACAGCCUCGUCCAAUGGGAGAUGGAGGUCUGCAAGCUGCCCCGCCUCUCGCUCAACGGCGUCCGCUUCAAACGCAUUUCAGGAACGUCCAUCGCUUUCAAGAACAUCGCCUCCAAAAUCGCCAACGAGCUCAAACUAUAGAGGGACUGGGAGGAACAGGAAGUGGUUCAGGUGGACAGACGGGGACAGGAAGUGACGAACAGAAGGAAGUGACCCGACUGCCGUCUUCCUGUCUCUCCCAGC
Poecilia reticulata (guppy) is the source of this 3750-nucleotide messenger RNA. The record is from RefSeq and is a predicted model, not a curated record. NCBI's taxonomy places the organism in Eukaryota, Metazoa, Chordata, Actinopteri, Cyprinodontiformes, Poeciliidae.